Coregonus sp. 'balchen' is the source of this 1960-nucleotide messenger RNA. The record is from the annotation of a GenBank genome assembly. NCBI's taxonomy places the organism in Eukaryota, Metazoa, Chordata, Actinopteri, Salmoniformes, Salmonidae.
AUAGUCUACCACCAGUAUAGUCUACCCCCAGUAGUCUACCACCAGUAUAGUCUACCCCCAGUAGUCUACCACCAGUAUAGUCUACCACCAGUAUAGUCUACCACCAGUAUAGUCUACCACCAGUAUAGUCUACCCCCAGUAUAGUCUACCACCAGUAUGGUCUACCACCAGUAGUAUACCACCAGUAGUCUACCACCAGUAUAGUCUACCACCAGUAGUCUACCACCAGUAUAGUCUACCACCAGUAGUCUACCACCAGUAUAGUCUACAACCAGUAUAGUCUACCACCAGUAUAGUCUACCACCAGUAGUCUACCACCAGUAUAGUCUACCACCAGUAUAGUCUACCACCAAUAGUCUACCACCAGUAGUCUACCCCCAGUAGUCUACCCCAGUAGUCUACCACCAGUAGUCUACCACCAGUAUAGUCUACCCCCAGUAGUCUACCCCCAGUAGUCUACCCCCAGUAGUCUACCACCAGUAGUCUACCACCAGUAUAGUCUACCCCCAGUAGUCUACCCCCAGUAGUCUACCCCCAGUAGUCUACCCCCAGUAGUCUACCACCAGUAUAGUCUACCACCAGUAGUCUACCACCAGUAUAGUCUACCACCAGUAUAGUCUACCACCAGUAGUCUACCACCAGUAGUCUACCACCAGUAUAGUCUACCACCAAUAGUCUACCACCAGUAGUCUACCACCAGUAGUCUACCCCCAGUAGUCUACCCCCAGUAGUCUACCUCCAGUAUAGUCUACCACCAGUAGUCUACCCCCAGUAGUCUACCCCCAGUAGUCUACCACCAGUAGUCUACCACCAGUAUAGUCUACCACCAGUAUAGUCUACCACCAGUAGUCUACCACCAGUAGUCUACCACCAGUAUAGUCUACCACCAGUAGUCUACCACCAGUAGUCUACCACCAGUAGUCUACCACCAGUAUAGUCUACCACCAGUAUAGUCUACCACCAGUAUAGUCUACCCCCAGUAGUCUACCACCAGUAGUCUAUCACCAGUAUAGUCUACCCCCAGUAGUCUACCACCAGUAUAGUCUACCACCAGUAUAGUAUACCACCAGUAUAGUCUACCACCAGUAGUCUACCACCAGUAUAGUCUACCACCAGUAUAGUCUACCACCAGUAUAGUCUACCACCAGUAGUCUACCACCAGUAUAGUCUACCACCAGUAUAGUCUACCACCAGUAUAGUCUACCCCCAGUAUAGUCUACCCCCAGUAUAGUCUACCACCAGUAGUCUACCACCAGUAUAGUCUACCACCAGUAUAGUCUACCCCCAGUAGUCUACCACCAGUAUAUUCUACCCCCAGUAGUCUACCACCAGUAUAGUCUACCACCAGUAUUGUCUACCACCAGUAUAGUCUACCACCAGUAGUCUACCACCAGUAGUCUACCACCAGUAUAGUCUACCACCAGUAUAGUCUACCACCAGUAUAGUCUACCCCCAGUAUAGUCUACCCCCAGUAUAGUCUACCACCAGUAGUCUACCACCAGUAGUCUACCACCAGUAGUCUACCACCAGUAUAGUCUACCACCAGUAGUCUACCACCAGUAUAGUCUACCACCAGUAUAGUCUACCACCAGUAUAGUCUACCACCAGUAGUCUACCACCAGUAUAGUCUACCACCAGUAUAGUAUACCACCAGUAUAGUCUACCACCAAUAGUCUACCACCAGUAGUCUACCACCAGUAGUCUACCCCCAGUAGUCUACCACCAGUAGUCUACCACCAGUAUAGUCUACCACCAGUAUAGUCUACCCCCAGUAGUCUACCCCCAGUAGUCUACCACCAGUAGUCUACCACCAGUAUAGUCUACCACCAGUAGUCUACCACCAGUAGUCUACCACCAGUAGUCUACCACCAGUAUAGUCUACCACCAGUAUAGUCUACCACCAGUAGUCUACCACCAGUAUAGAUACCACCAGUAUAGUCUACCACCAAUAGUCUACCAC